UGAGGACAGAGGCAGGGUGACGGGGACUGUCCCUGCGGCCGUCACUACCUUUGUGGCCGUCGGGACUUCUCUGCUAAAGCGACUGCAAGACCAUGAGGGUGACCGAGUGGAGACGUACCGGGAGCUGGAGAGCGUCUUGUGGGGAGACGACGGCUGUUUGACGAGUGGCGUUGUGAACCGCCUGAUAGCAGAGGCGCUGAGUGACAUGCGAGCGGCCCAGGGUGUGACAGGUGACGUGAAGAUGGCCGCGAGUGACGUCCUGGUAGCUCUGGCCCGCUCCCACUUCCACUUUGUCAUGUCGGAGCUCCAGAGCCACCUGAAGGCCAUGAGGAAGGUCCCUGAUGAGAUUGUGCUCCUCACCUUGGGCAAAAUGGCCCGCAGAUAUGCCCUGCGGUGCAUCCCCUUUGUGGGAAUGACGCUGCUCGCCCUGCGCGCCGUGCUGACCCAGGUGGGGAGCGGCGAGGUCCUGCAUGCCACUCUCACAUGUUCCCUUCUCCUUUGUCCUGCUGCAGUUCUGGAGCAAUGGUCGAAAGGAGUCCAUACAUACUUGUGCAGCUGGGAGCAAUGCCCCUUCCCUCGCAAGGGGGUGGCACAGUUCUGUGAAGCCAUUUACCCGGUCUUCCGCUAUGUGGUGGCAAAUUGGCUGGACUGCAAGGAGGAAGAGGACAAGCAGGCUGUCCUCGGGGCAGUGGCUGCCAUGCUGGGGGUCCUUCUGCAUGAGGAGCAGCACCGAGAGCAUACCUGGGAGCAGCUCCUCUGGCUCCUGCAGCAAUACAAGGAGGUCCGAGACACCUCCCGGGUCACCAAGCUCUCUGAUGUGACCAAGGAGCCUGGCCUGGCCCAGAAGGCAGUGCUGUCCCGCUGCAUCAUGCUGCAGGGGAAGCUGCCCCAGGUGGGGGCCAUGUGCUCGUUGUGCAGUGACCCCAGUGCCCAGGUGCGGAGGGCAGUUCUGGAGUUCAGCAGGGAGCUGCUCAGCUCCGGAUCCCAGAGCUGCUGGCCAUGGGAUGUGGUGGGGCACAUCUUCAGCGAGUUCAGCCGGACCUCGGGCAGACUGGUGGCAGGAGGCCUUUUUGCCUGGGAAAACCCAGAGGAUAAAGCAAUUCGAGCCCUGUGCAUGGACAUCCUGGGCUCCCUGGACGUCACUCUGAGAGGGAUGACCAAACUCCUGUGGCCGAGGCUGCUGCAGUACGUGGUGCCAGCCCAGUACAGCGGCAUGCUGAUCCCGCUCUCCCGCUGUGUCCGAGCCCUGGUUGAGAGACGGGAGAGAGCGGGGUGCGAGGAGGAGGAGGAGGAGCCGGAUGCCAUGGAAUCCCAGGAGCAAGGUAGGAGCCCCAGCGAGUGCUGCUGCUGGGUUUGGCCAGGGGUCAGGCCAGCCCGCAUCUCCCUGCGCCCCACCAGCCCUGAGCAGGAGCCCAGGAAAAGCAAAGGGCAGAGACAGGCUCUGCUGCUGGGCACGAGGCACUCUGCCCUGCGUGGCCCCUUGCCCGGCGCAGAGGCCCGGCUCUCCUGCUCGCAGCGCUCUCCUGGUGAGCCGGGGCUCGCUCCUGGCCGUGCUGGAGCUGCCUUCAUCUCCUGCUGGGCAGCCCUGGGGAGCCCCCCAGCCAGCGCUAUUGCAGCGCAGCUGCUCUCAGCCCUCAGCCCUGUGUGGGGCUAUCGGAGGUGUGAGGCUCGUCGGCUCAGCCAGCCUUUCUGCCUCCCCACAGCCCGGCUGCCGGCUCCCCAGGCCCUGCUGGCUCGACUGCUGGUGGUGGCGGCAGCUCCUUACCCGAGCCGCGAACGCGCAGUCGCUGCCUUGCAGCUGCUGCAGGCCCUCCACGGCAGGAUCCACAGAGGCUUGGGGGUGGCGUGGGCGACCGAGAUCCCCCUCCUGCUGCAGUACCUGGAAGGCAGAACUGAGAGCUCCCUGGCCUCUGCAGAGUGGGAGCGCCGUGUGCUUAAGUUUCUGCGAGCGUCGCUGGAGCCCGUCGAGGACGAGGCCUGGACCGUAGGCCUGAGCCAGGAGCUGAGCCAGCGGCUGGGCAGCUCUGCUGCCGGCUCCUGGGAGAAGCUUUUCCUGUACAAGGCUCUUGGGACGGUGCUGGCAGCUUGUCAGGACCUCAGACACGUCCAAGGGCAGGUGCUGAGGUUCCUGCGGGACACAAACCCUGUGGAGCUGUCUGAGGCCAAGGGAAUGAUUUCUGUUGUGUCCCACGCUGCCGAGAGCCACUUCCACCUGGUCCUGGGCACGGUGACUAUGUUCUCUGCCACUUUCACCAGAGACUGGUCCUACCAGGCUUCCACGGGCUGGAAGGUACAGCGGCGGCAGAAGAUGGAGAGAACCCAGACCAUUCGUGCUGCUCUCAUGCGCACCUACGGCGGCAUCGCACUGCACGCCCCCAAGGAGCAGCUGCUCACCUGUGUGGAUAAAGACAUCAUGGGCAACAUCCUGAGGCUGUCCAGAGAUAAACAGAGGGUAGGAGCACAGGGCGCACCUCCCAAGGAGGGUUUUGUCCUCAACGUCCAGAUGCAAGCCCUCCGUGGGUUCCCCCUGCCCAUGCUCCUCUUCCACCUCUCAGCCCUUCAAAGAGUUCAAGGGGUGCUUUGCUCUCUUUGGCCUCAGGACUUGCAGCUCAAGCUCGCCCUGGUGCAGAGCAUCGCCGAGGUCAGUUGUGCCAUCCAGGCUGUGGGCGACUGCGGCAGCUUUGAGCUCUCCUUAAAGCAGGAGGCGACGCGGACCCUGCUGGCCUGGAUAAAGAGGGAGCCCUGGGACUCGCUGGUGUAUGGAGUGUUUCAGGCCCUGGAGGAGUUGAGCAAGCUGAGGCCGCCUCUGAGCGGGAAGGAAAAUCGCAACCUGCUGGCAGUGUGCUGCCAGAGUGUUUUGUCCCAUCCUUCCGAGGAGCGGAUGAAAAAGGGAAGGAAGAGUGUGAGGGCAGCUGUGAACAUGGAGCUUCUGCACAGGAGAGGCAUGGAAGAUCUGGGCCACCUCAUAGAAACCCUUCUGGAGGCUGAGGCGACCUCUGCCUGCUUUGACGACGUGGUCCACAGAGGAUGUCCCUACAAGCACUUCGGCUCCCUGGUGGGACUGCUGGGGUCUCUGACCAGCGACUGCCUGGCCACGUGCCGCCAGAGGGCAUGGGUCUGCCUUGGCUACCUUCUCCAAAUGCAAGCCAAGAGAAUGAAGGUGCCGCAGACAGAUGAGAUCUGGUGCCUUUGUGAGGAGCUGAACAGCCCGCACACCGAGACUUCGGCAGAGACCUGUACCGAAAUAACAAAGGCUGUUUGCAGAUGCAUCCCUGCAGCACAGGCUGUGGACUUUCUGACUGCCGUCCUGGGCAGCUUGCUGCAUGUCAUGCCCCCAUGUGCAAGAGCAGUGUGGAAGUGGGUGUUCGUCUUCCUGGUGGAAUGCAGAAAGGAAAUAGUCCAGGAGGUGCCAAAAAUCUUGGACACCCUUUACAGCUACAUGCAGCAGAGCACCCACAGGCCCUUCCUGCUCCAUGCAGUGUUUCUCCUCACCCGCUUUCACCAGGAGCCCGUAAUCAGCAGUCUCCUCCAGAAGAGUCUCUUCAUGGACAGUGACACGGUGGAGCUGUGGAGGAGCCUGGGGAGAAGCAUCCUUGGGAUUCGGAUCCUGAGGUGCUUAGCGGAGAAACUAAACAGAGCAGGAAACGACCGCCCGGGGACGGGCUCCUCCACUUGUGAGCGGCACGACCGUCAGACUGCUCUGGAGACUCUGACGAUCACCUGUGCCAUCUCCGAGGUGGUGCUUGCCCUGAGGAGCACGGAGGAGCUCAGGCAACUGCUUCCCCACCUCCUUCCCAGCCUCCUGAGGUGGGCCAGUGAAAUGCUGGGUGAGGAGAGGCUGCUUUUGCUCAUGAGCAGCUGGGGAGAACUGUUCCUCGAGUGCCAAAUGCACGUGGAGAAGCCGUGCAGGGUUUUCCUUUCAGCUCUAGAGUUGGUGCUGGGCAAAUGCAUGGCGCAGAAAUGGAUGCAGCUGCUCGUGAAUUGGGCAGUGUGGGCUCGCCUGGAAGACCCCCUGGCUUACCCUGAGGGGGUGUGUCUCCUGAGCAGGACAAACUCCAGGAAGGAGAGAGUGCUGCAGAGAAAGUGUUUGGAGGUGGACACCUUCUGGUCCGUCCCCACUGUGACUGUGGACAUUACCAUCAUCAUCUUCCUUCUGCACGCCAUCAGGAUGGCCAAGGAUAUCCCCAUUCCCCCUCUGGACCUCAGCUGA
Messenger RNA from Harpia harpyja (harpy eagle), 4210 nucleotides. RefSeq names its product maestro heat-like repeat-containing protein family member 2B. Gene Ontology annotation, cellular component: cytoplasm. Lineage: Eukaryota; Metazoa; Chordata; Aves; Accipitriformes; Accipitridae. The record is from RefSeq and is a predicted model, not a curated record.